AUGGCACGAAUAACAACGCUCUCCCUUAUCGUAUUCUUCGCAUUCAUUGCUCCUUUCACGCACGCCAUCAAAUUUUCCCUUCCAGCAGCUCGCUUGCCCAUCCCAAAAUGCAUAUGGAAUGCUGCGCAUACCCAUGCACUUGUCAUCGUCACCGCCAACGUUGGACCCGGGGCAAACCAACGGGUAGACGUCGAAAUUUUGGAUUCAACACCCCACCGCAACGUUUAUCUCUCAAAACGCGACAUUAAGGGUGAGACGAGACUUGCUGUCACAGCACACGGCGAGGGAGAGGUUGGAGUGUGUUUCAAGAAUUAUCUAUCUCCCGACAUCAAACUUGACAUCGCGCGGAAUAUGUCGCGCACCGUCGAUUUGGAUAUUGAUAUCGGGGCUGACGCUGUUGACUACAAUGCGAUUGCAAACCAAGAAUCACUCUCUGGGCUUGAGACAGAAAUGCGAAAGCUGGAAGGCAUUGUAAAAGAGAUAGUCGACGAGCUCGAAUAUCUCAAGAAGCGCGAAGAACGUUUUGCAGACACCAAUCGUCAGUCUUUCUUCAGAUUCCUGCACACUACUUCUUAUGAAUUUUAUAAUUUUGCCUGGUUCACCAUUCUUGCCCUCACGGCCCUUGGCGUCUGGCAGAUUCUCCACCUCCGGUCGUUUUUCAAGCGCAAGUACCUCAUUGAUUGA
Messenger RNA from Suillus subalutaceus, 684 nucleotides. RefSeq names its product emp24/gp25L/p24 family/GOLD-domain-containing protein. The coding region runs from base 1 to 684 and encodes 227 amino acids. Gene Ontology annotation, cellular component: endoplasmic reticulum-Golgi intermediate compartment; Golgi apparatus; COPII-coated ER to Golgi transport vesicle. The record is from RefSeq and is a predicted model, not a curated record. NCBI's taxonomy places the organism in Eukaryota, Fungi, Basidiomycota, Agaricomycetes, Boletales, Suillaceae. The transcript has 4 exons. Gene Ontology annotation, biological process: endoplasmic reticulum to Golgi vesicle-mediated transport; intracellular protein transport; Golgi organization.